UUUGCCUACAAUGUCGGCGGUUGAAGGUCUCACUAUAAUCUUUCCAUUUAGUCGAUAUAUAGCUGUUAAACCUACGGCCGACGAUACAGUAGUACAACCGCCUUUAAUUGUUGAACAUUGAGUGAGCCCAAAAUGAGUUGGCAAGUGCCUAUCACCAGUGUUUUGUUAUGUUUUUCAAUAUUUGCUGUGGAUACUGGAUAUGCUAAAUUGGCGCCCGACUACAUUCACCCUUGCAAUGAGACAUCCAGAGAAUGCUUGGUGAAAUCAACGCAAGAAGCUAUUCCAGAUUUCGUUAAAGGCAUUCCAGAACUUGGUGUUCCAGUUCUAGAUCCAUUUACCAUCGAGAAACUCUCCAUCCCAUUGAGUGGUUUGACCUUCACCUUCUAUGGAGGAAAAGUGUCUGGAUUCAGAAAAUGCAUUGUUGAUGAUGUUGUUUCCGAACUCGAAAAGCGUCACUUCGUUCUUGCAUUCCACUGCAACUUGACUAUAAAGGGUACCUACGAUGCCAACGGAAGAAUUCUUCUAUUCCCUAUCGACGGUGCGGGCAAUGCCAAAAUUAAGCUCACUAAUCUCCGCAUGAAGGUCGACAUUAAAACGAAAUACAUAAAAGAUAACAAAGGCGUCAAUCACUUUUCGUUGAAAAACUACAAAUACACCUUUGACUACGGUGAUCGAGUCUCGUUUGAACUUGAAAAUCUCUUUAAGGAGAGCAAAGAACUUAGUACAACAGUUCUUAAAUUCCUAAACGAAAAUUGGCGGAUGGUGGCAGAAGAAUUUGGAAAACCGAUAGUGGACUAUGCAGUGGAACUAGCAAUACGGACUAUCGAAAAAUUCUUUAUAGCUGUACCCUACGAAGAACUCAUAAAUGUUCCCAUUCCUAAAUUUUAGUGUGAACAAAGUAUUAUUAAUUACAUAUUAAGUAUAAGGUGAUUAGUUUAUUACAUUUUUUCUAAGAUA
Spodoptera frugiperda (fall armyworm) is the source of this 957-nucleotide messenger RNA. RefSeq names its product circadian clock-controlled protein daywake. Lineage: Eukaryota; Metazoa; Arthropoda; Insecta; Lepidoptera; Noctuidae. The record is from RefSeq and is a predicted model, not a curated record. The transcript is spliced from 5 exons. Bases 133 to 888 code for a protein of 251 amino acids.